Molecule: messenger RNA, 820 nt
Organism: Hemibagrus wyckioides
Lineage: Eukaryota; Metazoa; Chordata; Actinopteri; Siluriformes; Bagridae
Gene: msrb1a
Product: methionine sulfoxide reductase B1a
Exons: 4
Molecular function (GO): peptide-methionine (R)-S-oxide reductase activity
Source: RefSeq, a predicted model, not a curated record
GCCAAACGUGGUCACGUGGCACGGACACGCCGCCAAAAGCCGAAGAGUAGUCGGGCUCACAAAAAGGGACCACAUCAGUUGGGACUGUUUAUUAAGAGCGAAACUGAUCGCCAAGCACCGCUUUGUUUUAACCAUGUUUUGUUCAUUUAGCGGGGCUGAGAUCUUUAAAAAUCACUUCGAAGCCGGUGUCUAUGUUUGCGUAAAGUGUGGAUAUGAGCUGUUCUCCAGCAAUAUGAAGUAUAAGCACUCCUCUCCCUGGCCUGCCUUCACUAACACUAUCCACAAGGAUAGUGUCUCCAAAGAGGAGGAGCGACCUGGUGCACUGAAGAUUCGCUGUGGGAAGUGCAAUAACGGCCUGGGUCAUGAGUUUCUGAAUGACGGACCCAAGCGUGGACUCUCACGAUUCUGAAUAUUCAGCAGCUCACUCAAGUUUGUCCCAAAAGAGAAGGAUGGACAGUAGAGUGAGCUGAUGGAUGGAGAAGUGAGGACAUAAAAAUGUUCAGAGGGACUGUUCUGUGGAAGGUGUGGACAUUUCAUGAAGUGUUGUGGUACAAAGCCCUCAGUGGAAGUCAGAACACUGAUGUUGAUUAGCCACACUGGUACACAAAUGACAAGUCUGUUCUGAGUUAUCAAUGAACACCAAAAAUGAAUCUAAAUUUAAUUAUUCUAUGAUCUUUUGUAACCGAUUAGAUGUUUUGCUAAUGUAGGCAAAAAAAAGAUUGCAAAUACAUCCUUGCCUUAUAUCUUACCAAAAAGCUGAAAAUUGUUUUCUAUUCUGAAAAUGAUGGAUUGUGUUUAUGCUAUUGUUUGACUGUAUUGC